Molecule: messenger RNA, 2380 nt
Organism: Gadus morhua (Atlantic cod)
Lineage: Eukaryota; Metazoa; Chordata; Actinopteri; Gadiformes; Gadidae
Gene: nkx2.5
Product: NK2 homeobox 5
Exons: 2
Coding region: 179-1102 (307 amino acids)
Biological process (GO): cell differentiation; regulation of transcription by RNA polymerase II
Cellular component (GO): nucleus
Molecular function (GO): RNA polymerase II cis-regulatory region sequence-specific DNA binding; DNA-binding transcription factor activity, RNA polymerase II-specific
Source: RefSeq, a predicted model, not a curated record
AGGGAGGCCCGGAAAAAAAGUUAGGAGACUAAGUUGACAUUUGAAAUGCACACUUCACUCGAGAUCAUCCCGCUAUAAGAAACUUGUUUGAAACUUUGUUUCAAUAAAUAUUAGAUUAAUCCAGAGAGUUUACAGAAAGUCUUGGGUUGCCUCCAUAUGAGGUUAAUAGGUGUCGGCAAUGUUUUCUAACAUCAGCACGUCCACCCCCUUCUCUGUGAAGGACAUAUUAAACUUGGAGCAGAGUCAUGGGGACAUGGCUUCCAUGGACAUCAUAUCGUCUCGGAUGGAUUGCGCCCUGCCGACCACGUCCUGCAUGCUGUCCCGCUUCAAGCAGGAGUCCCUCCUGGAGGUUCCGUCCGGAGCCUCGGUGUUCGGAGAAGACCUCCAGGACCCGAAAGUCAGCCGAAGCAACGCACUGAAUGUGGUUUCUUUUUAUGGGAAAUCGUUGAAAGAAAUGGACAAAGAUGGGAAAUCGAACUAUUUCAAGCAAAAGCACAGAGACCUCACUUCUCUAGAUGCCGCGGCGGACAUACGAAAGACCCAAGAGGAGGCUGAGCACCCUAAGCUGAGGAAGCGGAGAAAGCCCAGGGUGCUCUUCUCCCAGGCGCAGGUCUACGAGCUGGAGCGGCGCUUCAAGCAACAGAAGUACCUGUCCGCCCCCGAGAGAGACCAUCUGGCCGGGCUGCUCAAACUCACCCCAACGCAGGUCAAGAUCUGGUUCCAGAACCGAAGGUACAAAUGCAAGCGUCAGAGGCAGGACCAGAGUCUGGAGCUAGUGGGUCUGCCUCCGCCGAGGAGGAUCUCGGUCCCAGUGUUGGUUCGGGACGGUAAAUCGUGCCUGGCAGACACGGUCAACUACAACACGUCGUACAAUAUGGGCAUGAAUCAUUUCAGUUACACCAACUAUCCCACGUUCACGAAUUACCCGAACCCGGGCUGCAACUCAAACUAUGGGUACAGCCAUCAAGCAGCCACAAUGCAAACCAUUCAGGGGUCCUCCGGUAACGGGGGUUACCUGAACUUUGGGGAGCUGAAUAAUGCUCAAAAUACCUUUUCAACCAGUAACGGAGUGCCAUCGUUACAUGGCAUUAGGACAUGGUAAAUAUGAGCACAAUAUAAUCAAUUUCAAUGAUCCGAUUCAUUUGCCAAAUGCAUGUGUGAUUUAUAUUUAUGUCCUUCAGAACAGUGUUUGUUAGAACUUUAAAAGGUAGGCCUGAUUGGUGUUUUUUCUCCAAUAAACCUGCAUAUUCUAGAUUUACGUACAAUUGUGUUGAAUGAAUUGUGUUUGAUGAUGGAAUUAACAUUUAUUUUUUUAAGAAAAGAGCCACAUUAAUUUCCCGACGCCAUUUACACUUCGUUUUUAAGAAAAGUCCAGGAAUGUAUUAGGUCAUGUCUAAGAAAAUAAUUCCACCAUUCGACUUAAAAAAAAGUCUUAGAGCCUUUUUUUAAUGUGUAGGCCUAAAAAUUACUUUGUAUUGUUGUCAUAUAGCCUAGGGUUAUAUAAUAAUUAUCAAUAAAUAGGCCCAUAACUAAUUUAACUAACAUAGGCACUAUAUACGUUUUGGGUAGGAGGCUAUAGCUUAUAAUACCUUAAGGCCUAAUUCAAUUACAUGCCGUAAAAUCCCAUAUGGUUAGUCUCGGGUUAAAGCGUUGAAGUGGCUGUUACCCAACUUCCUUCAACUUGCUCAGAUGGGGCUAAAAGGUUACUUAAGUUUACAAAUAUCUGGAUCGUCGGCACGUAUGCAUUUGGGCCUCAAUGCGGUACUAAAUGUUUUCCUUCUAGAAUUGACAUUGGCGCAUACGUUCAGUGUCCAGGUUUGUGUUGAAAUUGAUUUUGACCCGGAAAACUGUAAUCCGUUUCCGGAGUGGUUUUAAAAGUUUUAAUAAAGGUUAGAGAAGAUUUUUUCUAUGCCAAUAUCUAUUGUUUCAGUUUAUAUUAUUAUAGAAUAUAAUAAGUGCAAGAUUAACAACGACAUGUAAAAGAUUUGAUCAAUAAAAAAUAACUUUCUUCACCCUAUUAAUAACUUGCAUUUACUUUUUAAAACUUUUGCUGUCAGGCCCUAUAACUAUUGAUGUAUUACAUUUUUUUGUGGAUUUAGGAAUAAAAAAACCUUUUUAUAUUGUCCUUUGGUAAACAUCAAACUCAAACAAAAUGCUAAAGCUCAAUAACUUAGCAGACCUUUUUAUCCAAAGUGAUAUACAGAAGUACAUUUCUCAGAAGGAAGAUAAACAAUAUAUUGCUGUUGAUACAAUAAAGAUGUUAAUAGAAACAGGUGCCCAGAACAUCACAAUUACUUCUCUUCUAAUAAACUCCUACUAGUCAAACUUUUCUUCAAAUUAAAUCUCCAGAGCAAGAAUAUGGGCGUUUGAUUGACGUGAU